Tachysurus fulvidraco (yellow catfish) is the source of this 839-nucleotide messenger RNA. RefSeq names its product neuropeptide VF precursor (gene npvf). The record is from RefSeq and is a predicted model, not a curated record. Gene Ontology annotation, molecular function: signaling receptor binding. NCBI's taxonomy places the organism in Eukaryota, Metazoa, Chordata, Actinopteri, Siluriformes, Bagridae. The transcript is spliced from 3 exons. Gene Ontology annotation, biological process: negative regulation of gonadotropin secretion; neuropeptide signaling pathway. Bases 7 to 588 code for a protein of 193 amino acids.
UGGAAGAUGUCUUGCUCUGCUCUUUCUCUUACACUAGGCAUCCUAAGUAGUUUGGUCUUUCCAGAUGUUAGUUCUGUCAAACUUCCGCUUGCUGGCAACAUCAACACAAUCACAAGAAGAAUAUUUUUAAAGAGCAAUGAUCUUCCCCGGAGUCUGGAAAUGGAAGACGCCGUGCUGAGCAUGUCUGCAACUAGCAGCGGCAGAAUAAACUCACCUACCAUCCUUCGCCUACACCCACUGUUGGCAAAACCAGCACAUGCUCAUGGGAACCUGCCGCUCCGCUUUGGUCGUGACUCAAACAUGCAACGGAUGCCCAAGUCCUCCAUCAAUCUACCGCAGAGGUUUGGCCGCUCAGGAAACGCCAAGCCUACCUUUGGUCUGCAGUGUACAAGAUGCCGCCGUAGUGAGAGUCCACCUUCGGCAACACUUCCACAGAGAUUUGGCAGGAGAAACCUUUCAUUCAGGGAUCGAUUUAACGCAGGAGCUGUGUUUGAGAUGCCAUUAAUUAAAGACAGGACACCAGACCAUGAUUACAUGACUGAAACUGUGGAAAAAGAAGAUAAAGCUUUGAAGAGUAACAUACAUUGAUUUAAAAAUCUAUGAAGAAAAUCGAUUACAAACUGAUAAAUAUGCCUGAAGAAUUCUGUGAUUGUUUCAUCUGUUUUCUUAAAGUCUAUAUAUAUAUCUAUAUGCAUGCAUAUGUGUUUGUUCACUUUGUGAUGAAAAGUACAUUUAGAAAUGUCCUCUUGAGUGCUGACUCAAAAAGACAUCAAAUUUAAAUUUGAUUCAAAUCAAAUUGAAAUCAAAUUGAAAUUCUGUUCAAAAUUAAAUUCUAUUUG